Messenger RNA from Lates calcarifer (barramundi perch), 5717 nucleotides. Its product is annotated as protein phosphatase 1 regulatory subunit 12A. Gene Ontology annotation, molecular function: enzyme inhibitor activity; protein kinase binding; phosphatase regulator activity. The record is from RefSeq and is a predicted model, not a curated record. The transcript is spliced from 25 exons. NCBI's taxonomy places the organism in Eukaryota, Metazoa, Chordata, Actinopteri, Centropomidae. Gene Ontology annotation, biological process: signal transduction. Gene Ontology annotation, cellular component: Z disc; A band; cytoplasm. Bases 1721 to 4447 code for a protein of 908 amino acids.
CAAACAGUGGAUCAUAGACCUGAAGGUGUAUUUGGGAGGUGUCCAGAUGGUCCCAGCAAAAUGACAGAUAUCUGCUGCUGAUUCCUGACAUGAGUGUAAAACACAGAGAUAAUGCAGCUUUUUUAAAUACUGCAGAGAGACACAGUUUGACAGCAGCUUAAGUGUGGGGUCUGAAAAUUGGCAGGUCGGGUUGUUAUUUUAUUCAUAAAAUCCUCUGUCAAAACAAUUUGAAGCAGUGAGGAUAAAAGCCAAAACUGCAAUAACCAUAAUGAUAGAUUUUGGGAAGAUGCAUAUGAUUUCAUAUUUGUAACCAUCUUAUCUCUUGCCAUGUGUUUAGAUUUCAUAAUUUGAAAUUUGGAAUUCACAUUAAUUUGACGCCAUUUUCCACCCGCUGAAAAUGCUCCUCUCUGGUCUAUUAGAAGUUAUGGUCUAACAAAUAAAUCUGUUAACUUAGUACAUUAAAACAAACGAGAUGUUGGCCCAAUAAUAAAGUGAUUUAUUAGAGAUGAGGCAGUCAACAGUGGUCGUAGGCUACUGUCAACAGAGGCGGCGCAGCCUGGGAUUCCCCUCACUCUCAGCAGUGUAGUCAUAUCAUAACACAACUCAUCACAAACGGUCUUAUCAGCUGCGGUCUGUUGCGAAACAUGUUUAACCGAGUGUCCUUGAUAAAAACAGGGAAUCCUGGAAUCAAACAAGUCAGCUACAAAGACUAAAUAUUUGUUGAAGUUGACUUUUUUUUUAAUCGUACAGGUUUUUCUUAGUACGACAUGUGACGUUACGAUGUCUUCAAAUGAUGUCGGGAAAAAUGGGAGCUUCUAAAUUGGCGUUAACGUAAACAAAAAUAGUAUUUUAUAUGUACUUUCUUUAGACUGUCUCUUAGGUUUUAGAGUGUAGACUUACUUAUUUUUAUGUUUUUCAUUGUUAUGUUUGCUUUCUUUUAUGCAUCACCAAUUUUAUGAAGCCCCCAUAAACUGCUCCAUUUUGAUUCUACCCACUACGUUUUUAAUGAACUGGGUUCAGUAGAGAUUUUUUCACUAAAUCAUAAAUCAAAACAUCUCACUUCUACUGAUGUUUGUGUGUGUGCAUGUAUGUUGGGGAUGUUUUGCAUGAGCGUAUCUGGAUAAUAAUCAAUCAAUCAAUCAAUCGAUUGAUUUUUGCUCUGAAGAUUGGUUGUACAGCUGUGCGAAACAGCUCAAGGUAAAAACACAAAGCACAUGGAUACAUCACAUGAACACAAAAAAGGAAGAGAAAAAGACUACAGUUUUAACAUAAAAAAAACUUGGGUCCUGAGUACAUGUGAUUAUGUCACCAAAAAUAAAACAUAUUAAAAUUGUACGUACCAUAAAGUAUUUAAAACAACGACCUUAUUUUUUUUUUUUACAUCAUUAAUUUUUAGGCUAAUUAUUUUUUGUGUGUUUGUUUUUGUCCUGUGAGUUAUGGUUUGUAGCCUAGGUUGUGAUAUCUAUUUUUGGCCAUUUUAGAAAAUAAAAGAAAAGUGGCGACAAUACAUUAUGCCUCCCCCUGAAAUGUAAAUUUCCGAGGAGUACCUGAAGGUACCACAGGACUGCCACUCAGUCAGAAGUUCGCCCUGAAGUUCACGGCUUCGCCUCCAGUGUGUCUCCACCAGGCGGCGCAGCCCGGGGGGGAGGCUCAAUCCAAACCAUCCACUCCGCUUCUCCUCGUACCAUGAGCUGAAUCUGUCCGGGACAGACCAGGGAAGAUGGCGGCCACUGACCAUUCCCGGUCCGAAGCUGCCAAACAGCGUCGCCAGGAUCAGCUGCAGCGAUGGUUGGGCUCGGAGACGGAUCAGACGGGAUCGGAGGCCCGGGAAACCUCGAGCGGUUCCGGGACGCGGCGGGCGAAAGUCCGGUUCGCCCAAGGGGCCGUGUUUAUGGCCGCCUGCUCCGCCGGAGACCGGGAGGAGGUGGCAGCGCUGCUCCGGCAGGGAGCUGACAUAAAUCACGCCAACAUAGACGGACUGACAGCGCUUCACCAGGCCUGCAUUGAUGAAAACGCAGAGAUGGUGCAGUUUCUUGUGGAGAGCGGGAGUGACGUAAACAGAGGGGACAACGAGGGCUGGACUCCUCUGCACGCUGCGGCGUCCUGCGGAUUCAUCCAGAUUGCUAAAUACCUGAUAGAGCACGGUGCUCACGUCGGGGCGGUGAACAGUGAAGGAGAGCUUCCGCUGGAUGUGGCCACAGAGGACGCCAUGGAGAGACUUCUCAAAGCUGAGAUUAAAAAGCAAGCAAUAGACGUGGACAACGCCAGAAAGGAGGAGGAAAGGAUCAUGCUCCAGGACGCCAUGGCGGUGCUGGCAGGAAGUGGCACUCUCACACCUCACCCAAACACCAAGGCGACCGCUCUGCACGUUGCCGCUGCCAAAGGCUACAUCGAAGUCCUGAAGGUGCUGUUACAGUGUGGGGUAGAUGUGGACAGCAGGGACAUCGACGGCUGGACGCCCCUGCACGCAGCGACUCACUGGGGGCAGGAGGAAGUGUGCACCCUGCUGGCUGACCACAUGUGUGAUAUGGCUGCCGUCAACAAUGUGGGCCAAACACCUCUAGAUGUUGCCGAUGAGAACCUCGUGGACACUCUGGAGGAACUACAGAAGAGACAGAACGCUUUACGCAGUGAGAAAGAGAAACAGACUCCUGUUAUUGAGACCAGCCCGCAAAUCUCCAUGGUACCAGUUCGUGCACGCAGCAAGGAAAAAAUCUGCCUCCACGAGCGAGAGAAGCACCCGCCUCCUGCCCUGCAGAGCAGUCCGGCCGAGGACGAGGAGGAGGAAGGCCAGACGGGACAGAGUCAGUCUCAGGGCCAGGCGAAGGCCUCCAGCAGCUCCAGCUCGGAGGAGGAGAGCGAAUCGGAGAGUGACGGAGAGUCAGAGAAAGCGAAAAACCGAGAAAUCAUAAACAACUUGAAUAACAAACGAAACACCACCAGCCUGCUUCCUACCUCCAUGCCAACGAGUACUGCUGCAAGCCAAGUGAAAAAGCAGGAACCAAGCAAACCCACAGCCACCGAGGCCCCGGGCUCCUGGAGAACAUCUCUGAGGAAGGCAGGCAGCUCGGUGACUCUGGGCUCAGCUGGACUGUCUGACUCCAGCCAGGAACCCAGCAGACCUCCCGAGUCGGGCCUGGGCAUGACCCGCUCUGCCUCUAGCCCCCGCCUCAGCUCCGAGGCUGACACCAAGGAGCCGAGGCUUGCUCGGGUGCCGCCCACUCCGACACGGAGGCUCUUCAGUAUUCCAGACAGCAACCCUGACAACUCCAACAGUUGGCUAAGUCGUAGCUCCUCUUACACCCGGCGCCUUCAUAGUCAAACAGGGAAUGAUCUCACUAGUUCCACUCCCUAUUUGCUUCACAGCUCAUCUUAUGGAAAGAGACUGGAUGACCCCACCGUGACCUCAGCUAGCACAGGAACAAGCUCUGCCGGACUCAGCCGCCUUAAUAGCGUCUUGGGACAGAGACUUCCUCAGGAACAGACAGAAAAGAAGGAUCAGUCUGCCGUUACCACCUCCAACUUUCAGGGCACAACCGCAGGCGAACAGGAGACCAAGCAGAGGCGCAAAUCCUAUCUUACACCAGUGCGGGAUGAAGAAGCAGAGGCGCAGAGGAAGGCUCGCUCCCGACACGCACGGCAGUCCCGCCGCUCCACUCAGGGGGUGACACUAACCGAUCUGCAGGAAGCGGAGAAGACGAUGAAAACCAUGAAGAUGGACAACAAAGGGAGAGAAAAGAAGGAAGAGGAAGAGAAGGAGAAAGAGAAGGAAGCAAAACCGAAGAAGGGAGAGGAGGGGGAAGUGAGCUGGAGGUCUCGCAUUGCCAGCCUGCAGAAGUCGGACCUGCUGGGUCUCACGCAGCCCGCUGGCACUCCACGGCCUCAGGCUUCUGACAGGAGAGAUGUUGAGGCCAGCACGGGGGAGAGCGAGACCGAGCGAUGGGCCAGGGAGCGCAGGGAGAGGAGACAAGCUCGGGCCAGAAGGAAGGCACAGAGGACCGGGGAGAGUGAUGACAAUGACCCCAGUGGAGAGGAGGAGUUCUCAGGCAGUGGGCUGGAUCCACAGACAGACCAACACUUGAGUACCAGGUCAGAUGUAUCCUGUAACGACUGUACCCAGGGAGGAGAGUCUGAGACCAAGGAUUUUAAAAAGUUAUUUGAGGAGGUCUCCAGAGAAAACAGCCAGCUCCAGUCUCAGCUGCAGGACACUCAGAGGAUUGUCAGCCAGACUAGGCUGGACCUGGAAAAGGCCACACAGAGACAGGAGCGCUUCAGCGACUGUUCAGCCCUGCUGGAGCUGGAGAGAAAGGACCGGAGGAUGUUGGAGCGGCGAAUGGCAGAGCUGGAGGAGGAGCUUAAGGUUCUGGUUGACCUGAGAGCAGACAACCAGCGUCUUAAAGAUGAAAAUGGAGCACUGAUCCGUGUCAUCAGCAAACUCUCCAAAUAGACGAGGAGCGAGAGAGAGAGAGAGAGAGAGACACAAGAAGAGCAGGGAACCCCCUCCCCUUUCCCCUCCCUCCAUCCACCCAUCCCUCCUUCCACACAUUCCUCCCAGUGCCAAAGAGCGAGAGGGGGGAGAGAAGCAGCAGAAUGUCCUACGUACACGAACACCACAGCUCGACUUUGGAUUGUGAUGCCUCUCUGCGAACAGCUGGAGUGGCUUUUGUGUGCCUUAAUGCCCAUCAGUCACAGGAAGACCGAUGGCAUGACGGCCCCUGUGGCUUCAGUCAGAGGCUCUGACAGUAGCAACACGAGACUUGACGACAGCCCAAAAUGCCCGACGGCUGGUGCAACACACGAAAGAACACGACAUCUACUACGACCGUGCAUCAGGGGAACCCGAACAUGCACACACAUUCCUAUGCGUGCAUCACAUACUUCCUCAAUGCACAUUCCACUGAGGGCACAAGGCAGCUUGGGCCUUAAAAGCUCCCACUUAGUAUUUAUUUUUUUUGUGAACACACUCACGUCACACACUCACAAAUUUACCCGACUCACAGUCCAAAUCUAAUGUGUUGUCAAGCAGUAAAGGUUUUGGUGUAUUCUUUUAAAAGUCAGCUCUGAAACACAUUUCAGGCUCCGUCUUUACAUUCAACAACGUCCCGACAACACGAGGGAGGGGGCGGGGGGUGGCGGAGAAAUGUCCAUGAAGCUCUGUUGGGUUGUUUUGUUUCCACAUGCAAGUGUUUGAACCCACCUACCUCUCCACCUAUGCACUUCCCCACAUGACAUUUUAAUUUUUUGUGACCACAGACACACUCCAUGCUCUUAAAAAUGACCGCGUAACCAGGUCAGUCGACCGCAGCACUUUACUCUCUGCAAAGCAGUAAAAGAUCUGCGAGGCUUUGCCUGUCCUCCAGACAAGACGAUUUUUACUUUUCAGAGCAGCGCCUUCUCACUUAGUAAGUGGAGGGAGAAGUUAUCCAUAGCUGAAGGUCAAAGGUCAUUGCACAGUUAUUAAAAAUUGCUGUUCUGUCAAAGCCUAUAUGCUAUGAAUGGUUUUAAUUAUUACCAUUGAUAAAGAUAUUAUUUUCAUAGUUUUUCAUCGUCAGUUCCUCUCUUGCAAGGGAGCAUGGUUAUGUAUAAUACAUGUGUAUAAAUAUUAGUCUUGAAUAAUACCCUUUUGAAGUAAAAUUCCAUGUAGCCUUUCUUCACAUGUUGGUUUUCUAAUAUAUUAAAUGGAUGUCUGCACCCUAAUAAAAAAAAGUGUGUUUGUA